Messenger RNA from Brettanomyces bruxellensis, 1065 nucleotides. RefSeq lists its product as uncharacterized. The coding region runs from base 1 to 1065 and encodes 354 amino acids. The transcript has a single exon. Gene Ontology annotation, cellular component: cytoplasm; mitochondrion. Gene Ontology annotation, biological process: pantothenate biosynthetic process. Lineage: Eukaryota; Fungi; Ascomycota; Pichiomycetes; Pichiales; Pichiaceae. Gene Ontology annotation, molecular function: NADP binding; 2-dehydropantoate 2-reductase activity. The record is from RefSeq and is a predicted model, not a curated record.
AUGUCAGAAAGUGUGUAUGUCUUAGGGGCUGGAGGAAUAGGCUGUCUUGUAUCUUAUCCUUUGGCAAAAGCCUUCAAGCUCAACCUUAUUGUAAGAAGCAUUGCCAAGAGAGAGUACUUAAGAGAAAACGCCAAUAAAAUUCAAUUUAAGCAACUUUUUAAUGAGGGAAAUAUUGUUUCAUUUGUGGUAAACGGUGUCUACACUGCUGAUCGCAUCCCUGAUAAAAGAAUCAAAAAUUUGAUUGUUAGUGUGAAAACUUUCGAUACCAUUUCGGCGAUAAAGCCUCUUAUGGAAAAGAUUGACAGACGUACAAAUAUUUUGUUUGUACAGAAUGGUAUGGGUGUCAUUGAUGAAGUAUACGCCAAGCUAUGGCCUGAAAAGAGCAUUCGUCCCGCAAUUUAUCAAGGUGUCAUCAGUCAUGGUGUCUACCAAGAAUUGAAUGAAAGGAACACGUUCAAUUACGUCCAUGCAGGAUUUUCGGGACUGAAAAUAUGUAAAAUGCCAAGAAGCUUGGAGGAUGGCGAACAAAUGGUUGAUGGGGAUGGAAAUCUUGAAGAAGCACCAUCUUUCAUUCAAACGUUGAUCACUUGUGGUAAGCUCAAUGCGAAAUACUACACGUAUAAAGACCUGCUGGUUUAUCAGGUUCAGAAACUUAUGGUGAAUGAAUGCAUGAAUGCUGUGACCACAAUUUUAGAUUGUAUCAACUUUGAACUUUAUACAAAAGCAGCAGUUGUUCUUUUCCGUGAAAUUAUAUCCGAAUCUCUGAAUGUUUUGAACAAAUCCAUGCCUAUUUUAAAGGAAUCGACAUUGUAUGAUUCUAUUUUAAAUGUUGAUAGUCUUGUCGAGUAUACUAAGAAGUGUGGAUUUAUUGUUAAUGGUAAAAACUCAACUAGUAUGAGACAAGAUGUUUUAAAUUUAAGGGAUGUUGAAAUUCAAUACAUUAAUGGAUAUGUUGUUAAGCAAGGUAAAAAGGUUGGAUAUGCUGCUAGUGUCAACAAAACCAUAGUAUUAUUAGUGAAAACUCGGAUGGAGAUUAAUAGAGAUCGUGCAUCAAGGGACAGUUAA